Molecule: messenger RNA, 1371 nt
Organism: Endocarpon pusillum Z07020
Lineage: Eukaryota; Fungi; Ascomycota; Eurotiomycetes; Verrucariales; Verrucariaceae
Exons: 1
Coding region: 1-1371 (456 amino acids)
Source: RefSeq, a predicted model, not a curated record
AUGGUGCUCGAAGACAUCCUAAGCCCCGGAGAUGGGUUCGCAAAUGACGAGGUCCCUCCACCCGAUGGCAAUGAACCUCAUGGAGCACUCGCACCAGGCACGGAGAAGUUCACUGUUGACAGCACCCGCACCGUGGCCGACGCCUCUGCUACAGUCCUUUCCGAAGAACUUCACUUAAGAUACCGAGCCAAUAAAGGACCGCUCCGCCAUUACCGUAUUCCUUUCGAUCGAAUGCCCGUGCAAGGUAUCACCCGCAGAGCCGCCUUUGGAAACCCUGGCAGAACCUCUAUCACCUCGCGCUCUCUGAUUGAACUUAUGAGCCUCAUGGAAACACUGAAUGGCAGACCCCUAACGCAGUCAGAAGCAGAAGGGGUUGCACUACACCUAUGUCGUAAACGUGUCUAUAGUCAAGCAGCAGCAUACGGAGGUAUUGUUGCCGGAUGCGCGUGGGCUUUCUACAAGAGAAAGACUUUCAAAUUCCCGCUGCGCAAGCCAAAACCUGUAGAGCGCUAUGAUGCCUUUCCGCUUCAGAGAGCAGCCUUUCUGACCGGACGAUAUGCCCGAAUGGCCUGGCAUACAACGAGGACGAUGGCCUAUAUAGGCGCUUCAUGGCUGAUGCUGCUACCACUCUUUGAGUAUAUGGGCCGAAGUGCGCAGGCUAUACACAUGAUGAGGGAUGAGCGAACGAGAGCUCUUGCCCAGGAGUUUAGAAGUUCAUUGCAAAGAGCACAACGGGACAUACAAGAAGACCUGAAAAGAAAGAUCGAACAAAGCUUUGGAGGUACCGCCGAUGGCCAAGGUGCUGGUCAAUCAUCCUCACCAUCCGAUCAGCCAGAUUCGCAGUCCUCAGGCUACGGAGAGUACUAUGGUGGUUCGAAAGGCGGCUACGUCCAAGACGCCAACUCGCCAACCUCGCCCUCCUCACAGCAUUCACAAUAUCCAUACUCCGACACAUCAUCCAACACCGGUCUUCUCAGUGAUGCACAAAUGCAGUCCCGCACCCGCUCUCAGCGCUCCUCACCCUCUUCCUCCGACCCCUCCAACCGUAACACCUUCUCACUCGAAAAAGUCGACCGCCAACCCCGCACCUUCGACUCCGAAUACAAUCCACCCAACGACUCAUCCUCCUCCUCAUCCCCAUUCUUCGACGACAACGACGCCUCCCCCACAGCAGGAAAUGAUCCCUUUCCAGACUCCCCCUCCACCCCAUCCCCCGCACAUGCGCCAAUCCCGCCCCCAAUCCGCCAGCGCCCGCCAACUCCAACAAAGGAGCGCCAAGGACGAAUACGAGACCAGCGGGGACAGCUUCAGCUUCAGCAAGGAAGGCUCGGAGAGGCAGUUAGCCAAGGAGCAGGCGCAGAGGGAAUUUGA